AUGACAAGCACCCUCCCGCCGCUCGUCCAGGCCUGCUCAGGAGCCAUCGGAAGCGCAGCUGCAAAUGCAUCGUCUUACCCACUCGACCUCGUCUGUACACGUCUUCAGACCGCCGACUCGCCGAAACGGCAAGGCCUUUCAACCGCAAUCGACACGCUUAAGCGCAUCCUACGUAAACGCGGAGUAGGCGAGCUGUACGACGGUCUCGAGACCGACACAGCUGCCACGCUUGUCUCAAGUUUCUUCUAUUUCUACUCAUACUCUUUCCUCCGAAACCGUAUCUUCAAGCGAAGCGGCGUAAAAGUCUCGACUACAGUUGCUGCACUCGAAGAAAUCGCUGUUGGAUUUUUAGCGGGUGUCGCGAGUCGAGCGGUCUCCACUCCACUUAGCCUCGUCACUGUCCAAUUACAAAAUGCGCACAACCUCCACACUGAGGAAGAAAAAGAAAACCAUGCCUCCAAUGCUCACGAGCAUAAUGAGUACGAUGACGCAAAGCUUUUCAGCUCGGUAGCGAGUGUCAUUAAGCAUAUAUAUAACGAAAGUGGCAUCCUCGGGUUCUGGCGAGGCUUCGAAACAACCACACUCCUCUGCCUCAACCCCUCCCUCACACUCUUCCUCUUCCAAGCCUUCCGUCAACUCUUUCUCAGAGGAAAGAACCGCGAACAGCCAACUCCUCGUCAGGCUUUCCUAGGUGCAGCGAUGUCAAACGUCAUAGCUGUGACGAUUCUCUACCCACUCAUACUUGCCAAAACGCGUCUCCAGGCCGCACGCCGAAAAGCCUCUCCCUCUCCCUCUCUGUCAUCUUCAUCGACUGAGAUAUUGGAGAAGACCAACAACCCAAGGAGAACAAAGAGGCCAAUACCACACUCAAUGCUCGACGUCUGGCGCACAGCAUAUAUACACAACGAUGCCGGUUUUGCCGGUCUGUAUCAGGGCCUCGAAGUCCAACUCCUGAAGGGGUUCUUGAGCCAGGGGUUGGCUAUGAUGGUUAAGCAGAGGCUGGAACAGCUCGUCAUUGCAGCAUACUUAUACCGAAUUCGCACGAGGAAAGGAAUACUCCCAUAG
Molecule: messenger RNA, 1065 nt
Organism: Fomitiporia mediterranea MF3/22
Lineage: Eukaryota; Fungi; Basidiomycota; Agaricomycetes; Hymenochaetales; Hymenochaetaceae
Product: mitochondrial carrier
Exons: 6
Coding region: 1-1065 (354 amino acids)
Source: RefSeq, a predicted model, not a curated record